AUGGCGGCUGUGAAUAAUGCUUUUAUUGCCACGGGUCAUAAACAAACCAUAACUUUGAAUUGGAAAAGUAUUCUAAAAAAAUGUGAGGAUUUUUCAGGUCCGGUGAAUGGAUUUGUGUUUGUUGAUUUUAAUUCUAUUAUCGAACAAACAUGCCCAAGAGACUCAUUCUUUGAUGUUAUUGGACAAAUUGUCUCAUUUCGGGCACUUGAAACAUCAAAUCCUAACCCAUCCAAGCAUUACAUAAAGAUGACUAUUAGCAACCUACAGUCUGUACACCUGAAGGUCACCAUAUUUGGAACUCAAGCAUACCAGAUGUCACACAAUGAUUUUAAAGGGGAUUUCCCUUUAAAAAUAGUUUGUGAGAUCACAAAACCACUGAAGGUAAUGAAAUUUCUAUUAGUUGGUUUCAUCUGUAAAGAUCUGCGUUGCAACAAUUCGGAUUUUCAUACAGUUACAAAGUAUAUAAUUCCAAUCAACAUACAAGAUGAUACGGGCACCAUUGGAUUGACUCUUUUUGAUAGGGAAGCGAAGAGGCUGUUAGAUAUAAGUGCAUACGACUUGAAAAAGAUACAUGAAGCGAGUAUUCAAUCCGUGUCCUUAAAUCAAGUACCUUUGGAAUCAGAUGAUGUUGUACAGAAUGUUCAGAAGGAUUUGAUCUCACAAAUGGAUGAGAUUUUUACACCCUCAACAGUUGAUAAAUCAACCGCAACCAGUCCUAUCAAAAUAUCAACUGAUUUGAAGCGCAACCUCCAUGACAUUUAUGACGUUGAUUGUGGAGAUGAUUUGAGUUCAAAAAGUCUAAAAGAAAAUCAAUCGGAGAGGAAAAUCCACUUUUAG
This is a messenger RNA of Lactuca virosa, 837 nucleotides long. Lineage: Eukaryota; Viridiplantae; Streptophyta; Magnoliopsida; Asterales; Asteraceae. The record is from the annotation of a GenBank genome assembly.